Anopheles merus is the source of this 865-nucleotide messenger RNA. RefSeq lists its product as uncharacterized. Bases 391 to 753 code for a protein of 120 amino acids. The record is from RefSeq and is a predicted model, not a curated record. NCBI's taxonomy places the organism in Eukaryota, Metazoa, Arthropoda, Insecta, Diptera, Culicidae. The transcript has 3 exons.
CAGUGAAGAAGUCGUGGCAUUUAAUUAAGUUUUUCGCUCGCCCCGGUGUCUAGGUCGGCUCGCGGAACUAUCUCACACGCCGCUUCCUCUCGGAUCUUAAUUUGCUUACUAAGAUAUCGGUGUAACUUACGCCGCCCCCCAUCUCGCUGUAGAGCUGACAGUGAUAAACUUUUGCGGGUAUCCGACCAUAUUCUGCACACUUUUCGCCUGCUCUCUGGUUCCUCUCAGCGUUUGGCUUUCUUGGGUAAAAGUGGGACUAGCGUGUUUGCUGGGUGAAAGUUUGAAGAAACUUCUGUAAAUUACACACAGAAAGGGCAAGACCCUCUCGCCAGAGAUAGACAAAGAGAGAACGCAAGAACAACACCACCUCAGCGCAGCAAAGCACGCACCAUGGUUCGCAAGGCGCUCCUGUCCGUCGCUGUUAUUUUGGUGGCCGUUUGGGCCACCGGGAAGGCACAGGAAACGGAACAGAACGGUGGCGGCGCAUUGACCCUGGAAGAGCAGGCCGUCCAGUAUAAGGCGACGGUGCUGAUGGUACUGGCAAAUCGGGCAACCAGCCUGCCCGCCGAGAGUGAACCGGCGGUGGCGGUCGUGGUGGAGGAGGCUACCCAGCAGCUGGACGCGUGUGCCGCCGGUCUCCAGGUGCACCAGCAGCUCUGGCAGUACAAGGUGUGCGGUUCGGCCGUAUUGCAGCAGGGGCUGAAUGCGCUGUCGGCGCUCCAGGCGGCUAAUGGAGCAUCCGCCAGCGUCUAGGCUCUGGCAGGCAGUGUACAUUGGUAGACAUAGCAGGGCGUUGGGGAUGACUUAUUUUUUGUUAUUGGGACAGACAAUAAAGGUUUCUCGCUUGGCGGGGGAUAUUGAUUAA